CGAAUCUCAAUAGGUCCCUGGAGGGACCAGUUAUUGUUGUUGACGACGACUCUGAUGUAGAAAAUGAUACUGUUUACAAGAAAAAUAAUGGACUUGAGAAUAGUGAGGCCCUAGUAAAGGUUUUGGAAGAUGAUAAAUUAAAAGACAUAAAACCUAUUAUAGGCAACAUUUUGACAACACAUUUCAGUAAUAAUUAUAUCGAUUUAUCAAAGGAAAGCAACCCAAAUCCUUCUACUAAUAAUACUUUAAUAUUACCGGUAGAAAAUAUUACUAAUCGCGAGACAAUUGGUGAGAGAUAAUGAACCUAUAAUAAUACUUGACGAUGACGAUACGGUAGAAACAUUAAGCACCUGCAGUACUAUCAUUUUAGACUCGCAAAUGGAUAUCGAAGAAUGUAACGGUAUUCCGGAAAACAAAACGAAUUCCACGCAAAGUGCAGUUUAUAAUACACCAACAGAAACAAAAGCCCAAAAUAUUGAAUGUACAGAACAAAUAAGCAAAAUAGUUUCAGUUAAUGGAACCGAAAGCACUGAAAUAUUUAAAGAUCCCAUCGAGGCACAGCUGAAGAGGAUAUUUGAAAUGCCUUCUUCGGAUACAUUUGAUACUGAGGUUGACAACAAUAUUAGAGAAAAUGAUAGAGAAACCGAAAUCACCUGUAAAAAAGAGCCAGAACUAAUAACAUCUUCACCUCAGAACCAAGAGCAAUGUCCCAUAGUAUAUAAAGAUCGUGGUUCUCCAAAUAACGCACCUAAUGACAUUGAACCUUCUACAAUUAAAGAAAUAAGGGAAAUAAAUAAACCCGUUAAUAUAAACGCUACAGUUGUACAAUGUCAAGAACCUAAUAUUGACAAUAAUUUCAGUAUAAAUGUAGAUGGUGCUAAAGAAACCGAAAUCACUUGCAAAGAAGAACCACAGGAAAUAACAGCGUUACCUCAGAACGAAGAUCAAAAUUCCGUAGGACACAAUUAUUGUGGAUCUCCAGAUAACACGAAGAAUGAUGAUGUUGCAUGUUCUACAUUGCAAGAUACAAGCUAUAUUGUAAAUACACCCAUUAGAAUGAACGCUACAGAUUCAGAAAAUCAAAAACCUAAUAUCGAUAAUACUAUGAGCAAAAAUGUAGAUAGUGUUAAAGAAACCGAAAUCACUUGCGAAGAGAAACCAGAAGAAAUAGCAUCGUUAUCUCAGAACGAAGAGCAACAUCCCAUAGAACACAAAGAUUCUGGACUUUUAGAUAACACAAAGAAUGAUGAUGAAUGUUCCACAAUGAAAAAAACAAACGACAAUGUUACAACAUCCGUUAAAAUAAAUGCUACAGUUGCAAAAAGUCUAGAAUUUACUGAUAGAACAUUAACUGCCAAGCUUUUAAAAUCUGUAAAAUCUGAAAUAAGAAAAGUAGAGGAACAAAAAUUGCUGCCUGUAACACAGGCCCAAAAUUUUAUAAAAGCGUUAGAGGCAAGAAUGUCAACUUUCCUAAAAACACAAUAUACUGUAACGACAGUGUUACAUAAAGGAAAACAUUCGAGAAUAUACGAGUGCAUAGAUAAGGGUGGCUUCAAUUACGCUCUUAAGAUGUUAAAUAAUGUACGCGAUCGCUACUUUAUGGGGAUACAAAAGGAAAAUAUGCUUUUGAGUUUCCAAAGAGAUAUCCCUAAAGAAAAUCUGCAUUGCGUAUAUCUCUUAAAUGGAUUUUCAAUGUGCGGACACUGGUGCUUCUUGAUGGAAUACUAUCCGAAGAACUUGUCAGAAGCUUUGCAACAAAAUAACAAGUCUUUUCAUAUAGAUACAGUACAAUUGUUGUCACAGCAAUUAAUUGCCGCAGUCACAAUACUGAGGAAUAACAACAUUGUGCACUCAGAUAUUAAACCAAGUCACAUACUGAUUAACAGCAAGAACGACAGAAUAAAGUUGUGCGGGUUUGAUACCGCGUACAACAUAAAAGAUGUUGUUAUAGAUACAAACAUAGGUACAGUGAACUAUCGCCCACCAGAGGUUAUACUAGGGCAUUCCUCAGGAUUCUCCCUGGACGUUUGGUCGUCUGGCCUAGUCAUGUACGAGUUGGCGACGAAUACCAAACUGUUCCCAGGGUAUUACGACAAUGAUAUACUAUACAAGCAAAUGUGCACGCUCGGAUACGUCCCCUACGACAUGUUAGAGAAGUCUUUGUUCAGAGGCAAUCACUUUUACGGAACAAGUUUCAUGAGGAGAGUAGGUUUCAGGAGAGAGGCUAUAAAAUACGUCGAUUCACUCAAGAAAAAUAACAGAAUCCACAGAACUUUAUUCGACGCCUAUACGAUGGAUUGGAGCGAGCAGAGAACGAAAAUACAACGCUCUGAAGAUUUGAAAAACUUGUUAAUUUUAAAAUUUUGUUGGAGCAAAUGUUGGCAAUUCAUCCAAAACACAGGUUGUCUAUUGAAUUUGUAUACGCCAAUCCGUUUAUUUACGAAUUUACUGAUAUUUGUUGAAAAUUUUGAGAUGUCAGGUCAGGCCAUAGCAAUAUAUUGGCCGAUCCAAAAUAAUACUAAAUUACGAAUUACGUGAUUUCAGUGAUUAUAAUUGGUUAUAUUACGUUUCCAUACUUUCAGAAUUACUAAAUUAUAUUUAUUUAGCUCUUAACUGUUGCUGAUUGUUGAGAGAUUACUGUUUAUUAAUUUUUUGUUUUGUGUACUUCAGUGUGAUAAUCUAUUUUAGAGUAAAUAGAUAAUCGCCUUUCUUAGACAUAAUACUCUAUUAUUUAUAUAUUUUAAUUUUGUGUUAUGUCCUAAAGGAGUUCCGAGUAAGGAACAUUCCAUAUUUAUUAACUUAUAUUUUAUAUAUUUCUUGUAUUUGAAAGUUGUUGAACAACUUAUCAAUGCAAAUUAAGUCAAAAGGUACUAGUUAUUAAGAAAUUUAUGAACGUCAUCUAAGCAUUUAGACCUAUGAAAAGUAUAUAAUAAAUAAUAUACUGGUAGUAAUUAGAUGGUGUUAGACACCAAAUCUGCGGUGCGAUUACACAGUGAUCUCAUAAAAAUGAAUGUAUUAAAAAUUAUUUUAAAUAAUUUUGUUACAUUUAUAUGACGCCAGAUUUAUGGAUAUGUGUAUUACCAGUAUGAAUGAAUCGCCCGUGUAAUGUCGGCUUUACAGAGUUCUGAUAGCUGAAUGGGGUAUUGGCUACUUUUUUACACUACAUUUUGUUAAAAUGUAUGUCAUCCAAAAUGUAACAGAAAAAGAAUUUUCAAUAUCCACUUAAUAAUGUUACAAAGCUUUGAAAUUAUGUAAAAGGGAUAGCCGUCAAAUACAGUAAUAACCUACGUGACGUCACCGGCAAUAACGCUGCGUGCGUGUGAAAAAGAUAGCGCUAUCUCCACUCACCCCUACUUUUGCCCACAUCGAAACUUAUUAUUUCACGAAUUAAAUUCUUUGUCGUAUUAUUAUUUAUUACAUAUUAAUAAUGAACAAAAUCAAACAGGAUACUACCCUAUUUAGUAUUACCUUGUACUGCGUUUAAAAUACAUUAUUUACCAAAUGUUAUAACUAAGUAUUAAAAUAAGUUCCUAUUAAAUUUGUAAGUACUAAGUAAGUAUUGAGUUUAUUUUUGUAGCAGAAUAAAUAUAUUUUUUUUUGUAUUGUG
This is a messenger RNA of Manduca sexta (tobacco hornworm), 3607 nucleotides long. RefSeq names its product serine/threonine-protein kinase prpf4B-like. The transcript is spliced from 5 exons. Gene Ontology annotation, biological process: peptidyl-threonine phosphorylation; peptidyl-serine phosphorylation. Gene Ontology annotation, molecular function: ATP binding; protein serine/threonine kinase activity. Lineage: Eukaryota; Metazoa; Arthropoda; Insecta; Lepidoptera; Sphingidae. The record is from RefSeq and is a predicted model, not a curated record. Bases 379 to 2538 code for a protein of 719 amino acids.